AUGGACAUUGACGACGCCAACCUAGCGGUUGCGGUGCAAAGAGCCUUGGACGAGGCGCAGGCCAGGAGUCGACGUCGGCAGCAACGAACUAAGAUCUUUCGUUCGACUUUAGCUUGCGCGAGGAGCCUCCUUGUAAGAAGCAGAAGGUGGGGCGUUUUCGAUUUUUCCUCGGUAACAUGCUGCUUGCUGCGACUUGUGCCCGGCGCAAGGCCACGACGGGUGUCAAGUACUGCCAAGGCUUGGAAGCUCAGUCUUGCAAUUUUUUUGAUCCGGAAGGAGCCAAGAGCCCAGCCAAGUAAGUUGUACCGAGGCACCGACACAGAACCAUGCAUCUUUGGUCCCAACGGGCAAAAGGCCCAACCGAACGGGCCUGCGCGGUGCUUGUUUUGCGACACGGUCAAACUGAACGAUGCUUUUUUGCAGCCGAACAGCAGCCUGACGGUCAAAGCCCGAUUCGCCCGCUUGCCCUGCAGCGCGUGGAGGACGCAGGUUUUCGACGGUGGUUGGAGGGAUCUCAGCGUCCAGCGCGAGCCCUGGUCGUGGAACCAAAGCCUCCGGUGGAGACAGUGCGCCAAGUGGCAGCGCAGAAACACAAAUGGGACGACAGAGCAGCGCCCUAUGACCCAGACUUCGCGCCUGUGCGCGGUGCCUCAGCGUUCAGCGGCCGAGUACCAACAGGUGCGGGUGGCGGACCGCGGGAAGUCUUUGAACAUGUCCAAGCUACCUGCAGAGCGCUUAGCCCGAGGGGCCGGCGCAGAGAUCCCCAACACAGACCCCUUGCCGAAGGCGAGGCAGUCACGGCAAGCCGCGUCUCUGCAAUUGUGGUGUGAAUACAACAGUUGGCAAAUGUGCAUGGAGUGCAAAGCGAUCCAGCCACGGGCCCUGACCCCGGCGGGCAUGGACAAGCUUCUCAGCCCUUGGUGCCCCAAGUCUGUCUGCAUAUUUUGCCGGGGACUACGAGCCGCGCCGCGGCCGACGAUGCCGCCGGCCGCGCUCCAGAACUUGCCAGCAAGUGUCGUGGAAGCGCUCCGCCCUGCGGUCCCGAACUUCGGCCCAGUGCAGUGCUCCAAAGACCGGUUCGGCCGGGACAAUGGGUAUCGAGCGCACGCAGCUUUGGUGACGUUCGAGUGGUGUGCCACGGCGGUAGAGGACCGCAUCCAGCAGCUCCCAGCAGCGUUGUGCACUGUGGCAAGUCAAGCGUUCGAUUGGCUCCUACAAACUCCGGCGCAGAACCACAGCAGAUUCCUGUUGGCCAACCCUCAAGCGGACCAAAGACAGAGGAAGCGCUGGCUGAGAUUUCUGGAGACCGAAGGGCUAGAGUGCGCGCUUUGGCCGCACUUGUUUCCUCAGAGAAAGCAGUGCCUCACAUGGGCCAGGCUGCAAUCCAGCAGCCGUCAAAGUCGGCAAGGCGCAGCUGGCACCUUGGAACAACGUCUAGGUUUCGCCCCGGCCCCUGCAGAGCCUGUUCUGGAAGACGUCACAGGUACCAAGAGGUCGUUCAUGGCACUGGUGCUGUCACCCCUCCUUGACUACAGCAUGAGCUACGAGCUCCUGCAUUUUGCAUGGGAUUUGAACCUGUGGACCACGCUGGGCUCCAAAAAAAACUUACACCUAGGGGUGCCCAUGCGUCUGCUGCUGAAAGGGCACAGCUUCACUUCGGAGUAUUGGAAAGACCUGCAUCGAGGUUUGGUGGACCUUGCCCGCCAGAAGGGCUUUCCACCAUUGUUUUCCACGCAUGCACCCUUCGAGUGGAACUUCCCCAACCAUUGCUUCAUCGUGGACGCAAUGGCGAAGGCGCGCCAAGGUCGCCUGGAAUACCCCAUGGCGGAAGCUUUGCACCAAGCCCAUGUGCUCACACAGGUUGGCCUCAACUUUGUGUCGGGGCACAACUGCCCGAAGGAGCGCAAGGACGCAGACUACGUGCACCAGCUUCUUCAACGAACACGAGAAGACGGGUCCAAUGUGCCGCUUUCCACCUUUUUACGCUUGGAAUUUCAAGAUGGAAAACGGCGGGCCGUCAGUCAAUCGUACCAUGGGUCUGGCAGGGCACAUGCACACCAACUUGAUUUCGUUUCUCGCUCCAGACGAGAAGAAGACGUUCGAGCUCUACGGCUGGACAAAUGCAUGAGCGCUUCAUUGGAUGGAUUGCCUGAACCCCUCAAGCAUUUUGCAAGGGCCGCACAAGUCGACGAGCGACCGGGACGCGGGCGGUGGCCCGUGUGUGAAGAGCCAAGCCGCUGGAACCCGGUUUUGGGACAGUAUGAUUUCCACCAUAGUGCGGCCGACAAGGCCCUUGGCUUGCGCGGGUUCUUCGCGCCGUUGCUGGAGGCCACCCGAGGGCAUCAAGAUGUGCAGGUGGACAUGCCGGGACAAACCAACUUUGCUGCAUACACGACGAAAUAUGCCCCAAAGUUUAGUGAUUCUCUGCACGAGGAGCUGCUCAACGACGACGUCGAUGGCAACAGCCUCGCGGCAUCGGUCUUGUCCCGAUACCAUCCCUGCGUACCCGAAAUGUUGCUUCAGAUGUUCGGGUCCAUCUUACCGCAGUGGAGCGUCACCACUUGGAGCAAAGGCCGGAAGGACUUCCGCGUUCCUGUGCCAGACGCCCCCGAAAUGGCGGCGGAAGUACGGCUGUACAUGGAAUCCACAUGGCGAGGAGAGGACAUGCCCUUGCUAGAGUUUUUGAGAAAAACAAAUGACCAAGGUGGCAUUUCUGGUUGGGUCGUCCAAGCUUGGAAGAAAUCGGGCGAAGACGUGGCGCUGGAGGUCUUUGCCAACCGUUGUCCCAUGGAAGGCGAGAAGAUAGUUGCUUGCACCAUGGCCUCGAGGCUUCGGGAUCGGUUCUACGGACAAUGGCUGACCUUGAACGUUCCCUUUCGAGACCCGCGGGUUUUCCAAGUCCCGGAUUUGGAACAACGAGUGCCCGCCACGGACCACUACUUGGCCAUGUGCCUCGCUUGCGCUCACCCCGUCGCAGUCGCCAUGUGGAGCAAUCUUCAGGCAGUCGAAGAGGACAUGAUGUAUGAAGGCCACGGCCAAGUGCAUCGCAAAAUGGUGCUGGACCACGUCAAGACCCAGAGCUACCUCGUCCAGCAGUAUUUGCACGGUGCUCUCACGCCACCUCCGGCGCUGGCAGCGCCUCUGAGACAGAUCCAACGAGCGCACCGGCUCAGCAUCCAAAAGCUUUACAGUCAACAGGUGUUGUGCGGGGCGAAGACCGUGGAGGCACGUCUCAACGAAGGUGUGGCCAAGGAAGUCAUGGUGGGUGACCUCUUGCUGUUGGGCGCCGCCCGUGUCGAGGUGGCGCACAAGGAGAUUUACGCCAGUUUUGGCGAUAUGCUCGAGGCCGUGGGGUUUGAGAACGCGCUGCCGAACGCCAACACCUUCGAGGAGGCCUUGGAGACCUACCACGGUUUCCGCGGGUAUGCGGCCAAAGAGGGCGUCCAUGGUGUUGUUGCCUUUUGGUUGCAGGAGCCUUCUGCGGCGCCCCAAGCGCCGCUGUCGUGGAACCAAGCACAGCUCCGCUGGAAGGCUCUGAUGUCCGAAGAUUUGGCCCGCGCUGUGGAGGCCUACGAGGCCGCAACAGAAGGCGACUUGGAUGCUGCUCGAGAAGCCUGUUGGUGGAACAACAAGAUUCGCGCCCUGGAAGGCCCCCCUGGCACCGGAAAGACCACGGUCGCGAAGGCCCUAGUGCAGGAAGCAGUCGAGAGCGGAGUGAAAGUGUUGUGGACCGUAUACACAGCGCAACUGGCAUCUCGCAUGAAAGACGAACUGGGGCCCACAGUAGAUGUGGACACGUGCCAUGCUGCACUGGGACUUGGCUUAGACAUGAUGGAGUGCCGCUACAACCUUUCAUCCUAUGGUUUGAUCAUCCUCGAUGAGUUUAGCCAGCUACAAGGAGCCGACUUCAUCCAUUUCCUGGCGCUCUACCAGGCCAUCGACCGCGCAGCCGCCGUGGGUCUAUUGGGCGACCGUUGCCAAGCCGCCGGCUUUGGCGAUUUGCGCGCAUGGCACGUGCCAGAGUGGAAGAAAGUCGUGCAUUGCACACAGUUGCACGAGCUCUAUCGAUGCAAAGACCCAGAGUUUCGCAAGCUUUUGAAUGUGCUGAGGACUUCGAAGCCAACUGCUACGGGCCGUGCCGGCACAGUGAGCGUGCCACAGAUCAUGAAAGGUCGGCGGGCGUGGAAAGGGCAUCGCCCGCGCAUGGAAGACAUCCGAAGGCACGCCCGCGCAGCUUUUUGUUUUUCAAUGUGUUCCGUUAGGUUCUUGUCCCCCUCACCCAACGAAAACCGCUAG
Durusdinium trenchii is the source of this 4296-nucleotide messenger RNA. Lineage: Eukaryota; Dinophyceae; Suessiales; Symbiodiniaceae. The record is from the annotation of a GenBank genome assembly.